AUGAAUCAGCUGAGGCUGCUGCCAUUCAGGUUGGGACCACAGGCCAUAAGGUUCCUGGCCACACGGGAUAUCCCAGUGUUGGAUGGGCACAGGAUGUCCUCUGGGCCACCCACCACCAUCCCAAGCAGCAGAAAUGGAGUCAGCUCCAGUUACGUGGAGGAGAUGUACUUUGCCUGGUUGGAAAACCCACAGAGUGUUCACAAGUCCUGGGACAGCUUCUUCCGGAAAGCAAGUAAGGAGGCCUCUAUGGGUCCUGCUCAUCCACAGCCCCCAGCUGUCAUCCAAGAGAUCAGGCCAACAGUCUCAAGUUGCACCAAGACUAGCAAGCUGGUGGAGGACCACCUGGCAGUACAGUCCCUCAUUCGUGCCUACCAGAUCCGAGGCCACCAUGUGGCCCAGCUGGAUCCUCUGGGCAUCCUGGAUGCAGACCUAGACUCCUUUGUACCCUCAGACUUGAUCACAACCAUUGAUAAAUUGGCCUUCUAUGACCUGCAGGAGGCUGAUCUGGAUAAAGAGUUCCAGCUGCCUACCACGACAUUCAUUGGGGGCUCCGAGAACACGCUCUCUCUGCGAGAGAUCAUUCGUCGCCUGGAGAGCACCUAUUGCCAGCACAUUGGCCUGGAGUUCAUGUUUAUUAAUGAUGUGGAGCAAUGCCAAUGGAUCCGACAGAAAUUUGAGACUCCUGGUGUGAUGCAGUUUUCCAUCGAGGAGAAGAGGACUCUGCUGGCCAGACUGGUGCGCUCCAUGAGGUUUGAAGACUUCCUGGCCAGGAAGUGGUCUUCAGAGAAGCGGUUUGGCCUAGAAGGCUGUGAGGUCAUGAUUCCUGCUCUUAAGACCAUCAUUGACAAAUCUAGCGAGAUGGGGAUUGAAAACGUCAUUCUGGGGAUGCCACACAGGGGCAGGUUGAAUGUGUUGGCCAAUGUGAUCCGCAAGGACCUGGAGCAGAUAUUCUGUCAGUUUGAUCCCAAGUUGGAAGCAGCAGAUGAGGGCUCUGGUGAUGUCAAAUACCAUCUGGGCAUGUACCAUGAGAGGAUCAACCGUGUUACCAACAGGAACAUCACUCUGUCGCUGGUAGCCAACCCUUCCCAUCUGGAAGCUGUGGACCCUGUGGUACAGGGGAAGACUAAGGCAGAACAGUUCUACCGUGGGGAUGUCCAGGGUCGGAAGGUAAUGUCCAUCUUGGUCCAUGGGGAUGCCGCCUUCGCUGGCCAGGGUGUCGUCUAUGAGACCUUCCAUCUGAGUGACCUGCCUUCCUACACCACCAACGGCACAGUGCAUGUUGUAGUCAACAACCAGAUUGGCUUUACCACAGACCCCCGAAUGGCUCGCUCCUCACCUUACCCUACUGACGUGGCACGGGUGGUCAAUGCACCCAUCUUCCAUGUGAAUGCAGAUGACCCAGAGGCCGUGAUCUAUGUAUGCAGUGUGGCAGCUGAAUGGAGGAAUACCUUCAACAAAGAUGUUGUUGUGGACUUGGUCUGUUACCGCCGGCGUGGCCACAAUGAGAUGGAUGAACCCAUGUUCACACAGCCGCUCAUGUACAAGCAGAUCCACAAACAGGUACCCGUGCUGAAGAAGUAUGCAGACAAGCUCAUUGCGGAGGGCACGGUCACUCUACAGGAGUUUGAGGAAGAAAUUGCCAAAUAUGACCGGAUCUGUGAGGAGGCAUAUGGCAGGUCCAAGGAUAAAAAGAUCCUGCACAUAAAGCACUGGCUGGACUCCCCCUGGCCUGGCUUCUUCAAUGUGGAUGGAGAGCCCAAGAGCAUGACAUGUCCUACCACGGGCAUCCCUGAGGACAUGCUGACCCAUAUUGGCAAUGUGGCCAGCUCUGUGCCCCUGGAGGACUUUAAGAUCCACACAGGCCUCUCUCGCAUCCUGCGUGGCCGUGCAGACAUGACCAAGAAGCGCACAGUGGACUGGGCAUUGGCAGAGUACAUGGCCUUCGGUUCACUGCUAAAGGAGGGCAUCCAUGUGCGGCUCAGUGGCCAAGAUGUAGAGAGGGGCACGUUCAGCCACCGGCACCAUGUUCUUCAUGACCAGGAAGUUGACCGGAGGACGUGUGUCCCUAUGAAUCACCUGUGGCCUGACCAGGCCCCCUAUACUGUGUGCAACAGCUCCCUCUCGGAGUAUGGAGUUCUAGGCUUUGAGCUGGGCUAUGCCAUGGCCAGCCCCAAUGCCCUGGUCCUCUGGGAAGCUCAGUUUGGUGAUUUCCACAACACAGCCCAGUGUAUCAUCGACCAGUUCAUCAGUACUGGCCAGGCCAAGUGGGUUCGACACAAUGGCAUCGUGCUCCUGCUGCCUCAUGGCAUGGAGGGCAUGGGCCCAGAGCACUCUUCAGCAAGGCCAGAGAGGUUCCUGCAGAUGAGCAAUGAUGACUCGGAUGCCUACCCAGUGUUCACCGAGGACUUUGAGGUGAGCCAACUCUAUGACUGCAAUUGGAUUGUGGUGAACUGCUCUACACCAGCUAGCUACUUCCAUGUACUGCGCCGACAGAUCCUGCUGCCCUUCCGCAAGCCACUCAUUGUCUUCACACCCAAGUCUCUGCUGAGGCACCCUGAUGCCAAGUCCAGCUUUGACCAGAUGGUGUCCGGAACUAGCUUCCAGCGGAUGAUUCCAGAGGAUGGCCCCGCGGCACGGUCUCCUGGGCAGGUACGGCGGCUUAUCUUCUGCACUGGGAAGGUGUACUAUGACCUGGUAAAGGAGCGCAGCAGCCAGGGCUUGGAGGAGCAGGUGGCCAUCACACGCCUGGAGCAGAUCUCGCCAUUCCCUUUUGACCUGAUCAUGCGGGAGGCAGAGAAGUACUCGGGUGCCGAGCUGGUGUGGUGUCAGGAAGAACAUAAGAAUAUGGGCUACUACGACUACAUCAGUCCACGCUUCAUGACUCUCCUUGGCCGCUCCCGGCCCAUAUGGUAUGUUGGCCGGGACCCAGCAGCUGCACCAGCCACUGGAAACAAGAAUGCCCACUUGGUGUCGCUGAGAAAGUUUCUGGAUACUGCCUUCAACCUGAAGGCCUUUGAGGGCAAGACAUUUUAG
Molecule: messenger RNA, 3033 nt
Organism: Cricetulus griseus (Chinese hamster)
Lineage: Eukaryota; Metazoa; Chordata; Mammalia; Rodentia; Cricetidae
Source: RefSeq, a predicted model, not a curated record